AUGGCUCGAGGAUUGAAGAAACACUUGAAGAGGCUCAAUGCCCCGCGGCACUGGAUGCUUGACAAGCUCGGGGGAGCCUUCGCCCCGAAGCCGUCCCCCGGGCCGCACAAGGAGCGCGAGUGCCUGCCGCUGGCGGUGAUUCUGCGCAACCGGCUCAAGUACGCGCUGACGUACCGCGAGGUGAACGCCAUCGUCAUGCAGCGCCUCAUCGCCGUCGACGCCAAGAUCCGCACCGACAAAACCUUCCCCGCCGGCUUCAUGGACGUGGUGUCGAUUGCGAAGACGGACGAGAACUUCCGUCUGCUGUACGACAGCAAGGGCCGCUUCACGCUGCACCGCAUCACCCCCGAAGAGGCCAAGUACAAGCUGUGCCGCGUGCGCGCGCAGCGCGUGGGCGAGCGCGGCAUUCCGUACAUCGUGACGAACGACGGGCGCACGAUCCGGUACCCCGACCCGGUGAUCAAGGUGAACGACACGGUGAAGCUGGACCUGGAGAGCGGCAAGGUCGUCGAGCACAUCCACUUCGACACCGGCAACCUCUGCAUGGUCACCGGUGCGUUGAAAGGCAACCUCUGCAUGGUCACCGGUGAGUAG
Messenger RNA from Closterium sp. Yama58-4, 594 nucleotides. The record is from the annotation of a GenBank genome assembly. Lineage: Eukaryota; Viridiplantae; Streptophyta; Zygnematophyceae; Desmidiales; Closteriaceae.